ACCAUAUCCAAUCCCUCUCCAUUCAAUCCAAUCUCUACUUCCAAUGGUAUUCAAUGGCCUUCACAACUCCAGUCGCCUUCGAUCCCCAAUCCGGCAAGUCCAUUAUCUCCUACACUACCCAUUCUACCUAUUUCCUCAACAGCACCAAAUCCAAUGGCCUCCAAUACGUUCUCACAUCCUGUAUUUACAGUCUCAAAUAUCAAGAACUUUGUUCCAAAGACUUUAAACCAUCACAAUUUCAUUGUUUGGCGAGAGCUAAUGGUUCCAGUUUUGAAGAGCAAAGCUGUUUAUGGUCAUAUUGAUGGCACAGAUCCUUGUCCUCCAUUUGGCAGUCCAAACUUUGAAGCCUGGAUGCAAAUUGAUUAUCAAAUUCUGUCAUGGAUUCAAGCAACAAUUUCCACUGAGGUGUUACAGAUGAUCAUACAACCAGGGAGAUCUCUAUCGGCCAAGGAAGCAUGGGAUGCAAUUCAUACCGCCUACCACAAUCAAUUGGCUGCUCAAACUUUGUUUCUUCAACAAGAGUACUCUUCUAUGCGUAAGCAACCAGGACAAUCUAUGCUUAGCUAUCUACAGCAUGUGAAAGGACUGAUUGAUAAGUUGCAUGGUGUUGGGCAUCCAAAAACAGACUGUGAUUUAGUGUUUCAAGUGCUUGCUGGUCUUGAUUCUGAGUACAGUGUUGCUAAAAGAACAAUAACUCAACGAAAUCCCUUUCCCAGUUUCUUGGAAUUACACUCUCUGUUGUUGAUUGAAGAAGCCACUCUUCUUCGUGAAGCAGCAAAUCGACAUCAACUUGUGAUUUCUCCCAGUAAUCCACAAUUGCUUCACCUCUUGCACCAUCCGCAAACACCGGUUGUUCCAUCUGCUGCAUCCUGGGAUACUUCUUCUGGUAACCAUCAUCAACUUUAUUCUUUGACUACUUCAACUCGAGGAGGACGAUGGUCUGGUCGCAGAGGAGGUCGUGGUAGUUUCCGGAGUACUCGUGGGCGUUCCUAUGGAGGUUCACGUCACCCUAGUUUCUCUCCUAACCAUCAAGCUCGUGACUGCCCUUUGCUCACCAUUCGGCCCACAACAGCAUCUACCUCUACCCAUCAAUCGCUGGUUGCUUCUACUUCUACCUCUGAUCCGAACUGGUAUAUAGACUCAGGACAUCAAGACGAAGAACGUCCUCCUUCGUUGCAAUAGUCCCGAUGGCCUUUAUUCCUUGUCUGGCUGUUUUUCCCGGGGUUUUCCUGAAGUUCAUUCUACUGUUACCUCUACUGAUAUGUGGCAUCGUCGUCUUGGUCAUCCGGGUUCAGCUUGUCUUCAACAACUUUUUAAGCGUGGUCUUCUUCCUUCUUAGAAUCGCAGUUUUCCUUCUGAUUUGUGUCAUGCCUGUCAACUAGGGAAGCAUGUUCAUCUUCCUUUUUCUGAGUCUAGUUCUGUAACUUCAGCACCCUUUGAAUUAGUCCAUUCUGAUGUCUGGACGUCUCCAACUAUUUCAUU
Messenger RNA from Rubroshorea leprosula, 1482 nucleotides. NCBI's taxonomy places the organism in Eukaryota, Viridiplantae, Streptophyta, Magnoliopsida, Malvales, Dipterocarpaceae. The record is from the annotation of a GenBank genome assembly.